GAUAUUAAAACUAUGAAUCAUCCUAAUGCAGAAAUGAUAUUAAAACUAUGAAUCAUCCUAAUGCAGAAAUGUAACCCCCACAAAAGUGUUAGUGUGACCGUGAGUGAGUGCUAGUGUCAGUGCGAUGUCAAAGUGACUCUCUCGGGCCAUGAGAGCGUGGGCCCGCGGGCCGGGCCGGUGCGCCGCGUGGGCCUGGCUGGCUGUCCUGGCGGCCUUGGGUCGGUCCACGGCCUAUACGGAUACGGAGGACUUUCUCAGCGAUUUGGAUAAGCCAGUACCAACAUCGGACGUCCAAGGAGUGCUGGGCAAGAAGGCGUCUCUCCCGUGCGACAUCCAGCCCCUGCAUUCCGACGACGACGUCGUGAUGGUGCUGUGGUUCAAGGAGUCCGAUGGCGAGCCCUUGUACAGUUACGACAUCCGAGGCCGGUCAAUGACCCAGCCGAAGCUGUGGUCCUCCCCCACCGGCUUCGGCAAUCGGGCCUUCUUCAGGGGGGGAGCGACGCCAGCGGUGCUGAUGGUAGACGACGUGCAAGCGGUGGACGCCGGCGUCUACAGGUGUAGGGUGGACUUCAAGAACUCGCCGACGAGGAACUUGAAGGUCAACUUUAGUGUUAUAAUCCCACCAAAUCGUCCAAAGAUAUACGACGCCAAGAAGAAAGAUAAGGCAAAUCUCGUGGAGCCAUACAACGAGGGCUCAAACGUGCAUUUAAUUUGCGAAGUUGAGGGAGGUCGACCACGGCCGCGGGUGACGUGGUACCUCGAGAACGAGAUGAUCGACGACUCGUUCGAGCAGCGGCCCGACGGGGUGACAGUCAACACGCUGACGUUUCCCAACAUUGGGCGACAACAUCUGAACGCGAGACUGGUGUGCCAGGCGUCGAACACCAACCUCGCGCCGCCGGAGACGAAAGUCCUGAUUUUAGAUAUUAACUUAAAACCAAUAUCGGUGACGAUACUAACAAAAGAGAAGCAGAUAUCCGCCGACAAGCGGUACGAGAUCGAGUGCAAGACGACCGGCUCCCGGCCCGAGGCCGACGUCUCGUGGUGGAAAAACAACAGGCACCUCAAGAGGAUGGAGAAGAAAUUCUCGGAGAACAACGAGACCCUAAGCAUUCUGAGCUUAGUGCCGAGCGUGGAGGACGAUGGGAAGUAUCUGACGUGUCGCGCCGAGAACUCGAAGAUAAAGGACUCCGCCAUAGAAGACAAGUGGCGGUUGAACGUUCAUUACGUGCCCGUAGUGGACCUCAAGAUGGGCUCCAACCUCAACCCGGACGAGAUCAAGGAGGGUGAUGACGUGUACUUCGAGUGCACCGUGAAGGCCAACCCCAAGACGCACCGGCUCGUGUGGUUCCAUGACAACAACGAAAUUUUCCACAACGAAGGCGCGGGCAUCAUCCUCAGCGCCCAAAGUCUGGUGCUUCAAAGCGUGACCAGGGCAGCGGCUGGAGACUACACCUGCAUGGCUGCCAAUAGCGAGGGGAAAGGCACCAGCAAUCCUGUCACGUUGCUAGUCCGAUAUGCACCAGUAUGCGCAGAGAAAAGGGACGGAGAACUAUUUGGAGCGCUCAAGCAUGAAACCGUCUCGCUGCACUGUUCCGUCGACGCCAACCCCGCGCUUGUGUCUUUCCAUUGGACCUUCAACAACUCAGGAGAACAGACUGAAAUACCACCACGGUUAUACAGCAGCCACGGGCACACGUCCACUCUCAACUACACUCCGACCACUGACAUGGAGUACGGAACCCUAGCCUGCUAUGGGGCGAACACCGUAGGCAAGCAGAAGGUUCCGUGCCUCUUCCAAUUGGUUGCAGCUGGUCGGCCGUUCCACCUCCAGAACUGCUCAGUGGCAAACCAAAGUAUAGAUUCGCUGUACGUGGAAUGCGUGGAGAAUUUCGACGGCGGCCUGCCACAGACCUUCCUCAUGGAGCUGUUGGAGCUACCGUCACUUAUCGUCCGCUAUAACGUGUCCACAAACCGAACUCCCCCGUACUUCGAGAUCAAAGGACUGCCACCAGGCGUCAGCUACAGAAUCGACCUCUACGCCGUCAACGCCAAGGGAAGAAGUGACGUGUCCACCAUAGAGACCGUCACUCUGAAGGGCCAGGCCAAGUUUACUGGAGAAAGCAACGCACUCGGCGUUUCACCAGUGCUGGCAUCAAUAGCAGCCAUGUCGGCGCUGCUGGCUACAGCAGUUUGCGGGGUCCUAGCCGUCCUGUAUAGAAGGCACGCCGCGAGGCACAGACAUUUGCCCGCCAAACACGCACCUUUGAGCAGUGAAGCAAUGUACGUGGAGCGGGCUGGCCACUGCCCCACGCCGGUGAAGCACGAAGUGGAAUCCCGGGCCAGCAGCACGGAGCCCCGGGGAGACGGCUUCGGAGCGCGCGGGGCGCUUCUACACGCUGCCGACCCCCGGGACAAUGAUGACGCUGACCCGGAUAUCAUACCUUGUUUAUACGAGCGGCGGCCAGUCUCCAACGGCUACAUGAGCCUACAGCGGCCGCCGUCCACCAGCAAGCUGCCCAAGCUGGGCGAGGACGUGCGCUCCGAGCCCGACGGCGGCGCCUACUUCACAGACUUCAGGAAGAAGGACUAUAGGAUACCUUUAACUAGUUCAUAUCAUAGCUUAGGGCGCGUGAACAAGGGAGUGAACGCGUGUAGUCCCAGUUCGGCGGGUGGAGUGACGUCAUCGCUCACGGCCCACCGUCUGCGGCCAGAGGUCGUGACGACCUCACAUCGAGUCCAAGAGAGCUGUAUAUAAGAUAUCCCUCCGAUGUAUAUAGUAAAUUAAGCAUUGGCGGUGCAGCGAUUACUGAUAGUGCAGGUUAGUAAAUGGCUAUGAUUUGUGUAAGGCUAGAGAAAUACAUUGACACAGCAUUACAUAAUUUUAUGAUCAAGCUGUAUGCCUGAUCUUAAGAAAUGAAAACUAUCUAAUAGAAUUCAGUUUUUCGUUUACUUUUUUUACAGAAUGGUCCAGGUUGAAUUUUCAACCUUGUAAAGAAUUGAAAAUCUUUUUAGAAAUGGUAAUAGGUUGAAUUUUAAAUAUAAAAAUAAUGAAAAAAAUAGUUGUCACUUUCAAACAGACGUUUAUCUAAUGAUAGAUAAGUUUAGUUUUAAGCUUUUUUUAUACUUAGUUUUAAUAAACUAUAAGUAAUCGCUGCACCAAUCAUUGACUGUGUUCCUUUGAUAGUCUAACCUUUUGUAAAUUACCAUUUUACGAAUUUGUGUGCGAAUAUGACUGUAAGUGAGUGAAUGUGGAAAUUGUAACGGCUUUGCGAAAAAACAUGUCUUGUGUAAAAAAGACGCGUUUGUUUUACAACGGAUUUCUUGGUUAGGUCUUUUUUGGCAAUAAAAUUAAGACCUGAGCCUAUUUUUUAAAAAGACUAAAAGUAAUUCCUACUCCCAGUCAGAGCUUCCCCUUUAAACAUAUCCUUUACAUGUAUGUAGGUAGUUGAAGAUACAUAUCGAUACCUAAACCAUCCAUUAUAGUCCCUCAAUCAAAAUCAAUCAAUAAUAUACCAACAUUGGAGCAAUAAAGAAUUUGAACUUCCCCUAAACCUACAGGGGUGUUUUUUUAAAUGUACACUACUUAAUUUGAUCCUGUUAAACACUGUCAUUCUGUUUAGUUUCAAAACAUACAAAACAGUAAAAUAGGUCAAACAAGUUCUAUCGAUAAAUUCACAUUCUACAGUCGGCGUCAAAUAGUUCGUAACACCCAAAAUGGCCAAAAACUUGACAACACAAACCUAUUCCAAUUGUUACAAAGACGUGUUGCGAACUUUUUGGCUACUUUGGGUGUCACUAUUUGAUGCUGACUGAACCUAUAAAAAACUACAGGAACGUUUUUCGCAAAGCCGUGAUAAACUAAUUAAGCCCUAACUUUUGUAUUUUGAUUGGAUGAUAAUUAAUACCUACCUCAAAUUUUCUACGUCUUCUUAUAUCGAAACCUUAUCUAAAACGCUGUAUCGAAAAUGUCUAACGUUAAUUUUAGUUUAAUACCUGUAGCACAAAUUAAUGACUGACUCUUCUUAUUAAUUUUAUUACUUAGUUUUAGAUGAGAAUGAACGAACUAAAUUAAUAUUGUGUGUAUGAGUAAGUACCUUAUUUUAUAAUGGUUUAUUUAUUUUUUCUUCUAUACGUCUUUUGCUGUCACAAAUACCUAC
Molecule: messenger RNA, 4160 nt
Organism: Ostrinia furnacalis (Asian corn borer)
Lineage: Eukaryota; Metazoa; Arthropoda; Insecta; Lepidoptera; Crambidae
Product: hemicentin-1
Exons: 19
Coding region: 149-2758 (869 amino acids)
Molecular function (GO): protein binding
Source: RefSeq, a predicted model, not a curated record